Molecule: messenger RNA, 855 nt
Organism: Theobroma cacao (cacao)
Lineage: Eukaryota; Viridiplantae; Streptophyta; Magnoliopsida; Malvales; Malvaceae
Molecular function (GO): zinc ion binding; nucleic acid binding
Source: RefSeq, a predicted model, not a curated record
AUGUCAAAUCUUACAAAGCUUGAAUUUGUGGCUCUUGAUAUUACCGGUAAGAACUAUCUAUCUUGGAUUCUAGAUGCUGAAAUUCAUUUAAAUGCUAUGGGUCUUGGAGACACAAUCAAAGAAGAAAAUAAAGCAUUCAAUCAAGAUAAGGCAAAAGCGAUGAUUUUCCUUCGCCACCAUCUUCAUAAAGGAUUAAAAAUUGAGUAUCUCACAAUAAAAGAUCCAGUCGAUCUUUGGAAAAGUCUAAAUGAGAGAUAUGACCACCAGAAAACACAAUAUCGUGAAAAAGGCUUUAAGAAAUACUCUGAACUGAUUUCAUGUCUCCUUGUGGCUAAAGAAAAUAACGAGCUAUUGAUGAAAAAUCAUGAAUCUCGACCAAUUGGUUCUACUCCAUUCCCUGAAGUGAAUGCGACAUCAUUUAGAAAUUCUGGCCGUGGUCUUGGUCGUAAUCGUGGUCGUAAUCAUGGUCGUAGAAAAGGUCGUCAUAAUUAUCGUAGUAUUGGUGGUUACACAAAUUAUUAUUCUAAUAAUAAGAAUACCCACCAGAAGUGGAUGAAUAGUGAAGAGAUACAUGAAAAAGAUAAAGGUGGACAAAGUAAAAGGAAUACAGAAAAUGUUUGUUAUCGAUGUGGCAUGAAAGGCCAUUGGUCACGAACUUGUCGUACACCAAAACAUCUUGUUGAACUUUAUCAAGCAUCACUAAAGGAUAAAGGAAAAAAUAUCGAAACAAAUUUUGUUGAAGAUGAUCGCCAAGUUGAUAUAACACACUUGGAUGUUACUGAUUUUUUUGCCCACCCUGAAGGACGGAUUGAUCAUUUGAUUGGUGAUGAAAAUCCCAAUAAUGAAAUUUCUUAA